This is a messenger RNA of Prunus persica (peach), 672 nucleotides long. Its product is annotated as signal recognition particle 9 kDa protein. Lineage: Eukaryota; Viridiplantae; Streptophyta; Magnoliopsida; Rosales; Rosaceae. The coding region runs from base 159 to 470 and encodes 103 amino acids. Gene Ontology annotation, biological process: negative regulation of translational elongation; SRP-dependent cotranslational protein targeting to membrane. The transcript has 4 exons. Gene Ontology annotation, cellular component: signal recognition particle, endoplasmic reticulum targeting. The record is from RefSeq and is a predicted model, not a curated record. Gene Ontology annotation, molecular function: 7S RNA binding.
AAACCCAAGGCCCAAUCGUAAAUAAACACUAAACCGAGCUUGCCCUGCACUGAACACGUUUAAAACCCCCUUCCCCAAAAUUCUGUUUUAUUCCUUCUACUCCUUAAAUUUCUCCUCAUUCUCUCUGAAAACGCAGCUUUUUACCCUAAACCCUAACAAUGGUUUAUAUAACUUCCUGGGAUGAAUUCGUCGACCGAUCCGUACAGCUUUUCCGUGCCGAUCCCGAAUCUACGCGAUAUGUGAUGAAGUACAGGCAUUGCGAUGGGAAAUUGGUUCUCAAAGUCACUGAUAAUAAAGAGUGUCUGAAAUUUAAAACAGAUCAGGCACAGGAUGCAAAGAAGAUGGAAAAACUUAACAAUGUAUUCUUCACUUUGAUGUCCAGGGGUCCAGAAGCGGAUCCUGCAGAAGUUACCGGGAAAGACCAGAUGGAUGCACAGCCAACCAAGAAAGGAAGGGGAAGGAAACAAUAGUUUUUGUUGGCGUACAGUUAGAAAUUUUUUUGGACUGAUCUGUUAGGAUCCAGGGAUUUUAUUACUUGAAUGAAUCUUCUACAACUACGAAAUUUGUAACUACAAAAGUUGUCUUGAAUUCUCAUUCGCUAAUUUUCGCUUUUGAUUGCAUUUUAUAAACCAGGAUUAUUGGCGACGUUCACUUGCUUUAUCUUGGUCAACA